This is a messenger RNA of Paramacrobiotus metropolitanus, 1544 nucleotides long. RefSeq lists its product as uncharacterized. The coding region runs from base 170 to 1522 and encodes 450 amino acids. The record is from RefSeq and is a predicted model, not a curated record. The transcript is spliced from 5 exons. Lineage: Eukaryota; Metazoa; Tardigrada; Eutardigrada; Parachela; Macrobiotidae.
ACAUAAGGAAAUAGAACAAUGUAGGUUUUUACUUAACUAUACGCCGGCUGUAUACGUAACUGUGAUACAUAAAUUGUCUUUCGCCAGUUUAGUAUUAUUACUGCACUCGUCUGUAUUUCUGGAAUAAACGACUGUCUACAUACCCCGUCAGCUUGAAUACAACCCAACAAUGGGAGAAAUAACGCCCUCGAUGGAACGCAAAUGGACCAACAGCAUAACCAUACCGGCCACUAUUCCGGCCACGCCCACCGCCUUCGAAGUCUUAUAUCACUGCCCUUGUUUUCACUACAUCCAGUUUCUUCUCGGUGGGCGCCCUUAUGUACAACUCCCGAAAAAGAAUCUCCUCCGCUUAAUUAAGUUAGUGCGGUUUUUCGUUCCCACGCUACUCCUAAUGAUGUUCGCCACGGAUUUCGGUGAUUGGCUGAUUAAUGGCGAAGCCGCUAUGAAGUUCCAACAAACCCGCAUCAUCUCCAUGUUAACCUAUUUAGACAGCCAGUUCGGACUGUGGCUCGGCACCGCCACGACCUUUAUCUUCAUGUAUAAAGGCGACCGGCUAUUACAUUGCGCGGAAUCUUUAGGAAUGACGAUGAAAUUACUGGAUAUGUUGCCGUUUCCGGAAAGCGGCCCGAAACGACCUUUCGGUUUAAAGGUCGCCUGGGUGAUCUUGUCGGUGCUCAGUGCGUUUAGUUUAUUUCGCGGGAUUUACGGUGUGUGGGAAGCCAUCGAUCCCACGUUUCUCUAUGAACCGCGAAUUUAUUUUUUAUGGUUGGUGCCCAAGGGAAUUAUUGCCGCGGUGCUCAAGACGUUCUUCCUCCUAAGCGAAUUGUCGGCGCUGCCGAUUUAUGUGGUCUUCACGUAUGUCUGCGCCAAAUUCACCCGGUGUUUCCAGAAACUGAAUAAGGGUAUCGGGGAGUUGAUUGAGCGGGUAGAACGGCAGGAGUUUAAGCAGCCGUUUGUGGAGCAGCUCAAGGAGUUGUCACUAAAGGAGGUGACCUUAGCGCAGUCUGUGAUAGAUUUGGAUGAUUGUUUCGCGGUUCAGGUGCUGUUCUUUGUGGUCAACAAUUCUCUGGGAGUAUUUAGUAAGAUUGCCAAGUGUUUCAUUGCGUCGGCUUUUAUCAACUGGAUUGAUUAUGUCAAGUUUGUGAUGAAGUCGUCGAUGUAUGUACUGGGAUUGGCCAUUAUUAUUGUCUUUCCGGCAAUGCUGCAUGAAAGCAGCAACCGGUCCAACACUCUUUGGCAAAAAUUAAUAGCGGUGCGCCAGGAAAAGCGACAAAAAGAUUACAGCCCGGAAGAAGGUGAAGUGCUGAUAACUCUACUACAGCGCACGACCUUUCGGCAGCACUCCUUGACGGUGGCCGGUAUGGCCAAUCUCACUCGGUCGUUUGGAGUGACGUUACUUCUUGGUUUCGCUGGCUUCACUUGUUUCCUCAUCGACCGAGCGGAGAAUUAUAAAGUCCAAGAGAUUUCCUUUAAUUCCACUUGCAACUGCACUUUAUUUGAAUUUAAUGACUCCGUAGUAUAGUGUAGACUCCGUAAUGACUCAG